AUGUAUCGACAUUUACCUUGGAAAAUUCAAGCAUUUCGGCACAUGUGCAAAACUAAUGCAGCAUAUGAUCAAUUAAGAAUAAUUGUACGUCACGAUCAUUUAUAUGAAGAUUCCUUUAAACAAAUAAUGCAUUGUGAACCAUCACAAUUACGCUCUUUUCCUUUAUCUCAACCAAUAGGUGAGACGUGUCUAUGGGAUAAUGACGAAGCUGUACGUCAAUGGUUUAUUACUUUAACUCGUGGAUUAUUUUCUUCUAACAUGAAAUUGUUUACACGACCAUAUUCAACCCAGUUCGCUAUUGAUCUAUCAUCGCGUACAUUAACAGACUAUUUAUUGAUGUAUAGAUUUGUUGGACGUCUUCUUGGAAUGGCAUUAUAUUAUGGUCGAUUUAUUUAUCAUGAAUUAUCGUGCUUUUUCUAUAACUAUUUAUUGGAUAAAAAAGAUUGUACUGCUGAUAUAUUACACCAAGAUUUUAGGUCGGGAAUAGCAUAUCUUGAAAAAACGAACUUUGAUAUUGAUGGAGGCCUUGAUUUGAAAAUUUGGUUCUACGCUCUGGAUAGUCACAUUAGUGAUUAUUUGAAAUUCAAUCCAACAGGUACCACAAUCAUAUUAACUGAAGAAAAUAAACAUAUAUAUAUUGAUUCAUUAAAAAAAUGGCAAUUGACAAGAGAUGUGGAAGAACAAGCUAUAGCUGACGGGUUCGCAGAUGUAAACAAAGUUUGCUCAUAUGCUUUCGGUAGUUAUUUUACUUUAAUUUAA
This is a messenger RNA of Didymodactylos carnosus, 759 nucleotides long. Lineage: Eukaryota; Metazoa; Rotifera; Eurotatoria; Philodinida; Philodinidae. The record is from the annotation of a GenBank genome assembly.